AUGGAAGGGCUGAGCGCCUCGGCCGCUUUCUGGGAUCACCUUCGCCAGCUGUGCCUGGACCAGUUUCCUUGCGGGGUGGGGAGCUGGAAUAAAUCCCGGUUCCCCCCUCGCCUGCCCCCCCGUCUCCAUGGUCUGCCUGCCCUCCGACUGGCCACUCUGCCCCGACGCAAUGGCUUCCUGUCGCCCAACGAAGAAACGGCGGAGGCCCUGACGGAGUUCCUGCGCUGCCCAGACUCCCCCUGGGCCUUGCCCCCCGACUGCAGCCCCCCCGAGCAGCAGCUGCGGGAGCUGGCCGUGCAGCACCCCCAGAUCGUCCGGACCAGCUUCGUCUGCUCCUACUUCAGGUCGCUCCGGAUCGUGAACAAAGGGGUGACUGAAAUCGAUGUGGGUUUGUUAAAGUUCCCCAAUUUGGAAGAGCUGAUCUUAACGGCAAACCAUAUCAGCACCAUCCCGGCUGCCAAUCUCCCUCCGGGCCUCAAGGUGCUGGAGCUUUGUGGCAAUGAGGUGCAGAGUUUAAAAGACCUGUGCACAUCCCCCCCAGCUGGACUGCAGCAUCUGGGUCUCAGCCACAACUGCCAGCUUGGUUCCUCGGAGGAACAAUAUUUGGCAGCUGUUUUCUGGCCCAACCUGGUCUCUCUGGACUUGAGCUACAACAACUUCACCGACCUGCUGAGCCUCCUUCCCACGCUCUCCAGCUUGAAGAAGCUCCGGAUCCUCGUCCUGCAGGGAAACCCCUUUGCCCUCCUUCCGGGUUACCGAGGUUUUACCAUCGACAGCCUGCCCCACAUCUCUGUCUUCGAUGACAUCAUUAUCACCCCGGAGGAGAGGCACCGUUUCCUCAAGCUGUCCAUCUUCCCAGAGGCCGUACUCUCGGAUGUCAAACUGAUCGUCACCAUUGGCAAAAUGCGGGGUCUCCCCAACCCGCUCAACCCAGAGGAACUGGAGGGCAGUCCUGACUCCCCAAUCGUCACUCACAGCUACUACGUGACGUAUGAAUUUGCCAAGGGUGAAGAAAAAGGGGAGAAGGCAGCCAGCAAGCACAGGAGAGCAUUGACCGCAGGGGACGUGGCGAGCUCACCCUUAGUGGCGGUGGAUGGAGAGACAACUGAGGCCCCGUCUUCUCAGCCUUCGCCCAAGCUGGACCUGCAGCCCGAGCCAGGAGCAAAUACGCACUCGACUGCCAAGAAGGGCUGGGCAGAGGCCAUUGACUGCGAUUACCGAAAAGAGCAUCUCGCCCAGGAUCUGGUUGGUCUGAAGGCUUAUCUUCUUGCUGGAACCACCGUCUCCGUUGUGGAGGAAAAGGUUGUCUCCUGGCCUGUGGUCCUGACUCCUGAAGAAAAAACAAGCAAGAAAGGAAAGGGGAAAGGAGGAGAGAAAGGAAAAGCCGAUUCGGGAAAGGGUGGGAACAAAAAGAAAAAGAAAGCCCCUUCCCCAGAGCUCCGAAGCGACCCCCCCAUCGUGAGGACCCUGGGCUCCCUUCACAUCAGCUUAGAGAAACUGCUAGCUGGGGCAUCGUUGCUGGAGACCACCUGUGAUUUCGGGGUGCAGAUAACCGAGCGGAGCGUCUCCCCGCCGUUGCCCAAAGACAAGGAGAGCAAGAAAGGUGCAAAAAAAGACGCCAAAGCCAAAUCUGGGACCGACAGCGCAACCUCUCGAAAAACACCCCCACCCCCAACCCCCUCCCCUACCAGGGGAAAGGGGCGGAAGAAGGACUCUCCAGAGGGACCCGAUUCACAACUCAGCCAGCCCGUGCCUUUGACUGUGGAGUUUCAGAUGCAACACAUCAAGUGGGAAUCGGCUUCCCCCAUCUUAAAAAUGCAGGAAGCCUCAGAAUAG
This is a messenger RNA of Protobothrops mucrosquamatus (brown spotted pit viper), 1836 nucleotides long. RefSeq names its product leucine rich repeat containing 43 (gene LRRC43). Gene Ontology annotation, molecular function: protein binding. The coding region runs from base 1 to 1836 and encodes 611 amino acids. The transcript is spliced from 12 exons. The record is from RefSeq and is a predicted model, not a curated record. NCBI's taxonomy places the organism in Eukaryota, Metazoa, Chordata, Lepidosauria, Squamata, Viperidae.